AUGGAACUUCUGAAGUCACAAUUAAUUUUAACACACGAAAGAACCAUAAAAAUCCAUGACAAGACUUCGGAGCAGGGUUUUUGUGCAGAGUCUUUAAUGUUUAUUAGAGACCUAGCCAUUACGCUCCGGUUGUCGCAGCCAUGUGUUGCUACCGCUCAAGUUUACUUUAAUAUAGUAAUUGUGAGCUAGUUUGCUGUAAAUCACAGCAAGUUCAAGUACGACUGUCUCCUACUGGCUACAGCAUGUCUGUUUUUAGCAGGGAAAGUUCUAGAACAGCCAAGACAUUUAGAGACUUUUUGCAAAGGGUUUUAUGAGAGACGUGCAGCUAUUCAAAUGGCAAGAAACCCAAGACUGCAAGUCCCGCCGAUGUCUCCGGCAAUGCUUCAAAAAUUCAAACAGAGUAUAAUAGAUUAUGAGUUCAAUGUCCUGGACGUCAUAGGAUUCAACACGGAAAUUCCGCUUCCUUAUUCAUACAUCACAAACUUCGUUAAUUCAUAUAAUUUGCAGCCAAAAUUAAAAGAUAGCUUUCUUAGAUGUGCAAAUAACUUUGCAAAUGAUAGCUUUAGAACUUUGGUUGCUUUGAAAAAAGAGGCUGAAAAUAUAGCCAGGGCUUGCAUAUUUUUGGCUUCUAAAUAUUUAAAUAUAGAAGCUAUGGUUGUAGCAGACCCUGAAACAGUAGAAAUUAUAUUAGAAUUAUAUAAUAAUUAA
Blepharisma stoltei is the source of this 708-nucleotide messenger RNA. The record is from the annotation of a GenBank genome assembly. Lineage: Eukaryota; Ciliophora; Heterotrichea; Heterotrichida; Blepharismidae.